UUAUUGUUCACGUGUCUGCAGUAAAGGGAAAUAACGUACCUAAAAGUUUGGAAAUUUCAGACAAUUCUGGCAACGGAUAGAAGUUGUAAAACUGCGGCCGUUGCUUCGGGAACAUGUGAUCUAUACAGCUCUUGCCACAUUGCUAAUCGAUUUACUCUCAUGGCCACGAUUUGUUUCAUCGGUCUAUCAUUGUAAAAUGUGACUUUGUUCUUCGAGGGAUCACGAUCUGGUCUUGAGUGUGGAAUGGGGUCGCCACCCAAAAAAGGUUGGGAACCUAUGUACUAAGAUAUAGUUACGAUACCAAACCAAGAUGCGUCUUGCACCACGGGAAAUAGAGGGUCUGAUGGUCUUCCAGGCAGGCUCAUUAGCACAGAGACGUCUGGCUCGUGGAAUUCGCUUAAAUCACCCGGAGGCAGUGGCGCUGAUUGCUAUACAGAUGCAAGAAUUAACACGAGAUGGCUUGUCAGUUUCAGAUUUGAUGGAUCUUGGGAGACAAAUGUUAGGUAGGAAUCAGGUACUACCUGGAGUUGGUGACAUGUUGAAUGAGGUACAAGUCGAGGCUACAUUCCCGGAUGGAACAAAAUUGAUAACGGUCCAUACACCGAUAUGUCGAGAUGAUGGCGAUCUCGAGUUGGCUUUAUAUGGAAGUUUUCUACCGGUUCCAGAUAAAGCUGUUUUUGCAGAAGAUAAUCGGACAUCUUUAGCAAGUGUAACCCGAAACAAGUAUGCACCAAAUUCUAUUUCUGGUAAAACAUCUGGUACUGUUGUGGCUCCUGUUGAUGUUAUUCCCGGGGAACUGGUCACUAGAGCUGGUGAAAUAGUCCUUAAUAAAGGCAGAAAAAUGGUGGCUUUAAAAGUUACCAGUGUGUGCGAUCGUCCUAUACAGGUUGGAUCUCAUUACCAUUUCAUAGAAGUGAACAAGUUCCUCAUAUUUGACAGAAAACAGGCAUAUGGCAUGAGAUUGAACAUACCAGCCGGAACAGCUGUAAGAUUUGAACCUGGUGAUACAAAGACUGUAACUCUUGUAGCCAUAGCAGGAAAUCGAGUCAUUCAUGGUGGUAACGGUUUAUGUAGUGGUCCAGUAAACGAAGCCUCAAUCUUGUCAAUAUUCGAUCAACUGGUAGAGAAACAGUUUGGACAUCAAGAACAAAAAGAGGUUCUUCCUAUUCGAGCAACUACUAUAUCUCAUGGUUUAUAUGCACGAACGUAUGGUCCUACUACAGGUGAUAAGAUUAGGUUAGGAGACACGAGUUUGUUCAUUGAAGUGGAGAAAGAUUUUACAGUUUAUGGUGAUGAAUGUACCUUCGGUGGUGGUAAGGUAUUACGAGAAGGAAUGGGUCAAGCUGCCAACAGAUCGAGUAAGGAAGUAUUAGAUACUGUCAUUACUAAUGCUUUGAUAAUAGACGCUAAAACUGGUAUCAUAAAAGCUGAUGUUGGCAUCAAGGAUGGUCGAAUUGUUGGAAUAGGGAAAGCUGGAAAUCCUGAUGUCAUGGAAGGUGUUGAUAAAAAUCUAAUUAUUGGUGCGUGUACUGAAGCCAUAGCAGGCGAAGGGUUGAUAUUAACGGCCGGUGCUAUUGAUGCACAUGUACAUUUUAUAUGUCCACAACUUGCUAGAGAAGCUUUAGCUGCUGGUAUAACUACACUAGUUGGUGGAGGAACUGGUCCAGCUACUGGUACUUGUGCUACCACAUGUACACCAGGCCCUAAUCAUAUCAAACACAUGCUUCAAAGUACAGACGCUUUUCCUUUAAAUUUUGGUUUCACUGGUAAAGGCAAUACAUCAGCACCGGGAAUAGCUGUUGACUUAAAAGAACAGAUUUUGGCUGGAGCGAUUGGAUUGAAAUUACACGAAGACUGGGGAACAACACCGUCUGCUAUCGACACGUGUUUACGUGUUGCAGAAAUAUAUGACGUUCAGGUUAUGAUCCAUACCGAUACGUUGAACGAGUCAUCGUGUGUUGAACAGAGUAUAGAAGCCUUCAAGGGUCGUACAAUACAUGCUUACCAUUCAGAAGGUGCUGGAGGUGGCCAUGCUCCUGAUAUAAUUAGAGUUUGUGGUGUGAAGAAUGUUCUGCCUUCCAGCACGAAUCCUACCAGACCGUAUACUAUAAAUACUAUAGACGAACAUCUAGACAUGUUAAUGGUCUGUCAUCAUUUGAACAAGAACCUAAAAGAAGAUGUAGCGUUUGCUGAAUCUCGUAUUAGAGAUGAGACGAUAGCCGCAGAAGAUAUUCUACAUGAUAUGGGCGCCAUUAGUAUGAUGGCGUCCGAUUCUCAGGCAAUGGGUAGAAUAGGCGAAGUUGUAACCAGAAAUUGGCAAACGGCUGAUAAAAUGAAAUUAUUCCGCGGUCAACUUAAAGAAGAAAAGGGAGACAAUGAUAAUGAACGUGUAAAGAGAUAUAUAGCCAAGUAUACUAUAAACCCAGCUCUGGCUCAUGGUUUCGGCCAUUUAAUAGGAUCAGUUGAGACUGGUAAGUUAGCUGACUUGGUCCUUUGGAGUCCAGCAUUUUUUGGUGCAAAGCCCAACAUUAUUAUAAAAGGUGGACAAAUAGCUAUGGCAGAAAUGGGUAUGCCGAAUGCUUCCAUACCAACACCAGAACCAGUAAAACAAAGAAAGAUGUUUGGAUCUUAUGGUAAAGCUAUCGGUGGACAGUCGGUUGUAUUUGUAUCUCAGGCAGCGUUAGACGAAGGAUUAGUAGCUGGAUAUGGAUUAGAUAAAUCAGCCGUUGCUGUGAAAGGAACGAGAUCUCUAAAUAAAAGUAGUAUGAUCAGAAAUGACUACUGCCCUCACAUUGACGUUAACCCACAAACAUACAAAGUUCGCAUAUUGGAAGAAGGAAAAGAACCGGAAGUGCUAACAUGUCCACCUUCUAGCAGAUUGUCGCUUGCUCAAAGAUACUUUCUUUAUUAGAUAUGUGUAGAUAAAUGAAUACACAGUAUUAGAAACGUUAUAAUCAACUAUUUAAAGGGGCCAAGGCUUUAACUCAAUAUCAUCCACAGUCUUCGACAUUAUUGUAAACACGACUUAUUGGUCAAUUUAAAUCAACAUUCAUGUGUUAUCUUACCCUGAAAAGUUGGGUUUCUGAUAUUCAAUAUUUAAGACAUAGAACAUUUUAAAAUUGGCACACGAAUCACGUGCCAGAAUGCCUUUGAGUGCCAUUUGUAUGAAGCGACUCGAUGAAUGAGGCUAGACAUAUCCCUUGUAUAUAGGGGAAUACUACCGGUGUAGACUGGAAUAACCAACGCCAAAGACUGCCAUUCAAUUCGGACUCUUCGCAUAUUUUCGCCGGAAAUAACCGAUUAGAAAUUACAGUUUAUACAUAUUAUUACAUUAUUAUAUGCGUUGCGACCCAUUUGUGUCCAUUUCUAGGUGCAAAGCAAUAGAGAAUUAGCUCCUUUAACAUUGAUGUCUACAGUUUGACAAAGUUGCAAAACAAAAACCCACCUAUUUAUUGGUGGAGACUAAUAAUAUGUAUGAUCAUUAUUUCAAAACAGUUCAUGGGACAGUCGACAUGCCAAGUGAAAGCGACGCUUAAUAUUUGCCUCUACCAUUGAACUAAAACAGAUUCAGUUUGUCAAAUCCGUUUUUCCCAAGUGCUUGUCUUCAAUGGGGAAAUAACAUGAAAUGGGGUUUAACGUCCGCAGUGCCGGAUUUACAUGAAAAUGACUUCACCGGCACGAUAUGAUUAUUUAAUAUUUAACAUGAUCGGUUAAAAGUAAUAUUUACAUUUUUGUUUUGUUGAAAUAUAUUUGAACCAGCAACUGGUUCCCAAUACUCA
Molecule: messenger RNA, 3779 nt
Organism: Patella vulgata (common limpet)
Lineage: Eukaryota; Metazoa; Mollusca; Gastropoda; Patellidae
Product: urease subunit alpha
Exons: 24
Coding region: 311-2911 (866 amino acids)
Biological process (GO): urea catabolic process
Cellular component (GO): urease complex
Molecular function (GO): nickel cation binding; urease activity
Source: RefSeq, a predicted model, not a curated record